UAUGGUGACGCCCCGCCCCUCUCCCCGGGCCGGGCCGUGACGGGAUGGAGAGUGGCGGUGGGGCUGACGGGGCGCCGGGCGCGGGGCCGGAACCGGGACCGGGACCAGAACCAGAGUCAGAGCCGGGGCCGGGGCCGGAGUCGGAGCCACAGCCGCGUAUCGCGCUGCCGCCACUAGGACCGGGCGCACCCCUCGGUUACCUGCACGUCGUGUGGCAGCGGGAGGAGCCCGCGGGCAAGAUCCCGGCCCGCCGCCUGCGCAGGGCCGCCCGCCUCCACCGCCGGCUGGGGCCGACGGGCAAGGAGGCGCACGCUCUGAAAAGGCUGCGUGAAGCUGCCAAUAGCAAUGAUUUGGACACAGUGCAGCAACUCUUGGAGGAUGGAGCUGACCCCUGUGCUGCGGACGACAAAGGCCGGACGGCCCUGCACUUUGCCUCCUGCAAUGGCAACGAUCACAUCGUCCAACUGCUUCUGGACCAUGGGGCUGACCCAAACCAGAGAGAUGGGCUGGGCAAUACUCCCUUACACUUGGCUGCCUGCACGAACCAUGUUCCCGUCAUCACCACGCUGCUGCGCGGAGGGGCCAGAGUUGAUGCCUUGGAUCGAGCUGGCAGAACCCCACUGCACCUCGCUAAGUCAAAGCUGAAUAUCCUGCAGGAAGGAUUCUCCCACAGCCUGGAGGCUGUACGCCUUGAAGUGAAACAGAUUAUCCAGAUGUUGCGGGAAUACCUGGACCGUCUCGGGAGGCAUGAGCAAAAGGAGCAGCUGGAUGACCUCUGCUCCAGGCUACAGAUGACUAGCACAAAGGAGCAGGUGGAUGAGGUUACAGACCUCCUGGCCAGCUUCACGUCACUCAGCCUGCAGAUGCAGAAGAUGGACAAUAGGUAAUGGGCUGCCAAAUCAUCUUCCUGAAGCAGCAGGAGAAGCCUUAGAGAGAAAAGGAAGCUGAAGUUUGCUUCUCAGAUCACUGACUAAACAUUGCUGCCAGCAGCCAUUCCUGCCCAGACUGACUCUCCAGUGGUGCUCAGACUGUUCCUGUUGGUGCUGCCACAGCUGCCCCGUGGGAAGGCAGCAGGCUUUGCACAAAAAAGGCAACAGACAAGAAUGCUGCAGUUGUGACUUUGGGGUAAAAGAGCUGUUCUACUUUUUACCAGAUGGGCUGGCGAUGAAUAGAGUACCCUUUCCAGAGAUAUUUUGCCUUCUCCUAAGUACAUCAGCUCAAUGUAGGUGGUGACCAAUGCCAUGUGCAGUUACCAGCCCUCAGUAGUGCACUCAGCAGCUGGCCAGCAUCACAGAAAUGCCCUGGAACAUUCCUGCUUGGAAAAGGCACCUUUUGCCACCUCCAUACUGCUUAAUUGCAUGAGGGAGAAAGUGAAUGCCUUGAACAGCAGAAGGCUUUGUGCUGUGAGAAGAACACACAUUUAAUUCUGCAUGCUAGAAGCUGAGCAAACAUUCUGCCUUAAGAAACAUGCACUGAGGCUUAAUUCUCACCCUUCACAGAGCCUGUUGUCACAGGGCAGAGAAUGUGUCUGGUUACAAAUGGGAUACAAAGUUUUUCAUGGCUAGACUAACACCUUUCACUGGGCCCAUUUUUUAAGUCUGCUGCAAGUUAGUGCUUAAAUAUUACAGUGUAACACUUCCAAAAAAUACCCUGGUACACAGCUAGCAGGUCAGAGAUGCCCUGUUGCGAGAGUAAGGAUUGGAGGGUCACAGUCUUAAUGCAUUUCUAGUCAGACAUCUACAUCUUGCAAAAAAGCCCCACCAUAACUAACAUUUGUAUUUCCCGUUACUGCCAGUCUCAGGCAAGAGGUCCAGUUGUGACAGGAGGUGUUGUGCACUCAGCUGUAUUACUGGGCUAGGAUGGAGGUGGAUUUACCUCUGCCUCAGCAGCACCAAACCCAUUGCUCAGCCAUUCUGUAUCUCUUGCUUGGCAUGGAGAACCUUAAGUACAGUGUGAGAAAUUAAUUAUGGCUUAUGCUGGGAGCCUGAAGUGAUGCAGCUAUGAAAGAUGCAGGGAAAUGCUCUUGCUGCUCUCUCUCUUCUGCCCACUGUGGUUAGCAAUGAAGAUUUAGGUUGCUUUGCUGUGGAGCAAGGAUCCAGGAAAUCUCGUUGAUAAGGCACCUACAGCAACAGGGUGACAGGGACGUGUCAAUAGUGAUCUGAGUUCCCACCCGUGUACCACACCAUGGUGUGCUGGUAGCCACACCUAUCUCACAGCUUGGGAGUCGCUGGUUUGAAAGAGUUUAUUAUUAAUAUUCAGUUUAAAUAUCCAGCAGCCACAGUUUGGAGCAUUCUUGAGAUCUUUAGGUCAGCAUGCUCUCUGAUAUCUGCCGCUUGUCCAGGAAGAGGCUAAGUGGACCUCUGUUCAAAGCUGAGAUACCAGAAAUAGGCAUGGCUUUUAGAUGGGUUCAUGUGUGGGCUGCUGGAGGACACAGCUGCGAGCAGCAGUCUCAUGGCUGGGCUGGAGCUGUCACUGUGCAUAUUGAUACUUCAUUAUGAUGUGCUGUAUGGGAAGGAUGCCGAGAGGGUGGGAGACAAUCUGACCUUUUUGUAUUUUCAACUCCAAUAAAAUCCUGUCAGCCUUU
This is a messenger RNA of Pyrgilauda ruficollis (rufous-necked snowfinch), 2584 nucleotides long. It is a transcript of the gene ANKRD54, whose product is annotated as ankyrin repeat domain 54. Gene Ontology annotation, biological process: regulation of intracellular signal transduction; regulation of protein kinase activity. Gene Ontology annotation, molecular function: protein binding; protein kinase regulator activity. The coding region runs from base 45 to 887 and encodes 280 amino acids. The transcript has 8 exons. Gene Ontology annotation, cellular component: nucleus; cytoplasm. NCBI's taxonomy places the organism in Eukaryota, Metazoa, Chordata, Aves, Passeriformes, Passeridae. The record is from RefSeq and is a predicted model, not a curated record.